Molecule: messenger RNA, 1604 nt
Organism: Lobosporangium transversale
Lineage: Eukaryota; Fungi; Mortierellomycota; Mortierellomycetes; Mortierellales; Mortierellaceae
Product: ERG4/ERG24 ergosterol biosynthesis protein
Exons: 4
Coding region: 144-1553 (469 amino acids)
Biological process (GO): ergosterol biosynthetic process
Cellular component (GO): endoplasmic reticulum membrane
Molecular function (GO): Delta14-sterol reductase activity
Source: RefSeq, a predicted model, not a curated record
AAAAAAGAUCAGCUUAUUCAGCAUUCAUCUACCAUUCCGUUCUCAUUCCAUCUUUUCAUUACCUCUUUCUCUUCUUCUCUCUUUCUAUCUCUUUCCGAUUGUAUUGUUAACAUUGAUUGCAUUCCUAAAUCUUUUUAAACAUAAUGUCCAGUAAAACCUCUAAAGGAUUCAGGCGCACGCCGCCAAAUCCUGCUCCCGAGUAUGAGUUCCUCGGGCCACCAGGUGCUGUCGGGAUGCUCGUCUUCCUCCCUUUAGUUACCUAUGCUCUCUACUUUAAUUGUCGCGAGGGCUUCGGAUGCAUUCCGGCCUUCUGGGACCCCAAGGAUGGAUUUUGGCCCUCUAUCGGCGCCAAUCCAGCAUCAUAUCCCGCAGAUCUCUGGAACUUUCUCAGCUCCACCUGGGAUAUGAAAGCAUUCUAUGUCUAUUCAGCCUAUAUGGCUUUUCUCUUUAUCUCCUUUUUUGUCAUCCCUGGCGAUGUAGUUGAGGGAACUGUUGUCGGAGGCGUUGGUGGGUCACCUCUAACAAAGGAUAGAUCCAACUAUAAGCUCAAGUACAAAGUCAACGCUUUAAGGACCAUGAUGUUGAUCUUUGCACUUAUAGCUGCAACAGUAUACACCAAGGGUGUGAAGCCUUUCUUGUUUCUGUAUGAUCAUUUCCUAGGCUUGAUCACAGCCUCUCUGGUCUGGACCUAUGGUUUGUCAAUUUUUGUCUACAUCUGGUCAUUCCUUCCAGAUAGCAACGGUCAAGAAAAGAUCCUUGCUUGUGGUGGUAACACCGGCAAUAUGAUUUAUGAUUUUGUUCUUGGACGAGAGUUGAAUCCCCGUUUCAGUGCAUCUCCUGACUCGACUUUUGACAUUAAGCACUUUAUUGAGCUUCGCCCAGGCCUUAUCGGCUGGAUAAUUCUCAACUUUGGCAUGGCCUGCAAGCAAUAUCAUGAACUUGGACGUAUCACGAACUCGAUGGUUGCCGUACAAUUGCUUGAAGCUUUCUACGUACUAGACUCACUAUGGAAUGAGCCUGCAGUCUUGACUACCAUGGACAUUACUACAGAUGGCUUCGGCUUCAUGCUUGCCAAUGGUCUGUUGACUUGGCUACCCAUGAAUUACUGUAUCCAGGCUCGUUACUUGGCUACCUUCCCUCUCGAUAUGGGUUUGGUUCAUUGUGCCUUGGUCAUUAUCACUCAAUGCAUCGGAUACAUUAUCUUUAGGGGAGCCAAUGGUCAAAAAAAUCGUUUUAGGCUCUAUGGACCUUCUGCCCCUCAAAAUAGAGGCAUAAAAUAUAUGGAGACCGCAUCGGGAUCAAAGCUGAUGAUCAGCGGCUGGUGGGGCACAGCUCGCCACUUCAACUACUUUGGCGAUUGGCUUAUGGCUCUCGCAUGGUCAUUGCCCUGCGGCUUUGCAAGUCCUCUCCCUUAUUUCUAUCCCAUUUAUUUUGCUGCCUUGCUAUUCCAUCGUGAGCUGAGAGAUGCGGAAAAGUGCCGUAAGAAGUAUGGCAAGGAUUGGGACAAGUAUUGCGAAAUCGUGCGAUGGCGCAUCAUUCCUUACAUUUAUUAGCUUACUUAAUCUCCCUGGAUUUGGUGAAUAGAAAUAUCUGAACAAUAUUAG